Molecule: messenger RNA, 1492 nt
Organism: Paramecium tetraurelia
Lineage: Eukaryota; Ciliophora; Oligohymenophorea; Peniculida; Parameciidae
Exons: 5
Biological process (GO): proteolysis
Molecular function (GO): serine-type carboxypeptidase activity
Source: RefSeq, a predicted model, not a curated record
AUGAGUACAUAAUAUUAAAAAUAAAGAAUGAAUAAAUUUGUUCUAUUUCUGAGCGUUCUUUCCAUAUCUCUUUGUCUCCAAGCAUUAGACGACGAAGCUGAUUUAGUCGAUAAAAAUGAGUUGAAUAGAUUAUUCAAUAUAAACUACGAUGGAAAAGUCUAUUCAGGUUACCUUAAGGCAAAUACUGAAGGAACAGCCUAGUUUCAUUACAUGUUUUAUCCAGCUCCAGUUGAUGCAUUAAAUAAACCUGUAAUUCUUUGGCUGAAUGGCGGUCCAGGAUGCUCUUCAUUACAAGGUGCAUUUAAUGAGAAUGGUCCUUUUGUAUUUAAAGCAGGCACUGCAGAAUUUGAGAUGAAUCAGUUUUCUUGGACAAAUUUUGCCAAUAUGCUCUAUAUUGAAUCUCCAAUUACAGUAGGAUUUUCAUAUGGUCCUUAAGGUGACUAGUCUGACGAAUCUACAGCAAAAUAUAACAUUAAUGCCUUGGUUGACUUUUUUAGUAGAUUCACAGAAUAUAAAAAAUUACCAUUCUUCAUUUCUGGUGAAAGCUAUGCUGGAAUUUACAUCCCAACUCUAGCUAAUGAAAUCAUUGAUUAUAAUGCUGGUUUGGCUGCAGAUAGCCGAAUUAAUUUAUAAGGUUUGGCAAUAGGAAAUGGUUGUACAGACCCAACUGAAUGCACUGAUGACGCUGAUCCAUUCCAAAUUCAUGUUUACAAAUUUUACGGAAGACACAAUUUUAUUAGUGAGGAAUUAUAUGAAUAAAUAUUGACAGUCUAAAAUGAUUGUUAUGGAGUCAAAGAUGGAUAGUGCAAGGAAUUGGCUGAUAAAGUAGAAGUUGAAGUUAGUGGAAAAGAAUAAGAUUAAAUUAAAUUCAAUCCUUAUAAUAUAUAUGGGUAUUGCUUCACCUACACUCCAGAAGGUAGUAAGAUGAGUUAGAAAUUUGGUGGUAUGAGGUCACCAAACGAAGAUUCUGAUAUUCCUCCUUGUGCUGAUGUUCAAGGAUUAUAUCAUCAUUUGAGAUCCGCCGAAGUCAGAAAUCUCCUCAAAAUCAGACAAUAAUCUGCUUAAUGGGCUGUCUGUUCAAGAACUUUGGGCAAUUAUCAUGUGAAUCCUAAAGGAUCUUACUAUUUAUAUCAGAAGAUCUUGAAGAAUUAAAUAAGAAUUUUGAAAUUCAGCGGUGAUGUUGAUGCAGUUGUCCCCUUAACAGGAACUAUGUAUUGGGUUGAUAAAUUGUAGAAGGAAUUAUAUUUGGCUACUUUGAAACCUUGGAGACCUUGGUUUGUUCAUGCUUAGAGAGAUGUUGAUCCAGAUCAAAAUGCUGGUUAUGUUCUGGAUUUGGACGGUCUUACAUUGUUAACAAUAAGGAAUGCAGGUCAUAUGGUGCCAUUGGACAAAAGAGAGGAAUCAGAAAUCUUUAUGUAGAAAUUUAUAAAAGAUGAAUUAUUCCCUUGAGUUUAUAAAUUUGUUAGCUUUGUAUGAGUGUAUAAUUCUAUAA